AUGAGCACAGGUGCAAUGCACUUGGAAUUGGGCGGAGAUCUCUCUUCCGUUAGUUUUAUCGCCGCCUUCAAGCGCUUUACCAAUCGAAGAGGGCAUUGUCAACACGUUUAUUCAGACAAUGGCACCAAUUUUGUCGGAGCCGAAAGGGAGUUGCGUACUGCAUUCGAACGAUGCAUCGGUGACGACAAGCUGACGAGUUACUUUGCUGACGCUCAAACUACUUGGCACUUUAACCCACCAAGCGCUCCACACAUGGGCGGUUAUUGGGAGGCUGGGAUAAAACGCAUCAAAUACCACCUCAAGCGUGCCUUGGACUCCACUCUUUUGAAUUACGAAGAAAUCGCUACAAUUCUAACGGAGGUUGAGGCCUGUGUGAAUUCUAGACCUAUUUGCUGGAUACCCUCGGACGUUAACGAUUUUGAAGUGCUAACACCAGGCCAUUUUAUAAUUGGCGAAUCUUUGAAGGGCCUACCGGAUCCUGACUUGGAAGUUUUUAAAGGGACGUUCCAUCAACGUUGGCAAAUUAUCACAGCGAUAAGGCAACAUUUCUGGAAGCGAUAG
Rhagoletis pomonella (apple maggot) is the source of this 561-nucleotide messenger RNA. RefSeq lists its product as uncharacterized. The coding region runs from base 1 to 561 and encodes 186 amino acids. NCBI's taxonomy places the organism in Eukaryota, Metazoa, Arthropoda, Insecta, Diptera, Tephritidae. Gene Ontology annotation, molecular function: nucleic acid binding. The record is from RefSeq and is a predicted model, not a curated record. The transcript has a single exon.